Dentiscutata erythropus is the source of this 461-nucleotide messenger RNA. The record is from the annotation of a GenBank genome assembly. Lineage: Eukaryota; Fungi; Glomeromycota; Glomeromycetes; Diversisporales; Gigasporaceae.
GUCCAAACACCCAAAGUUGGUGUAGUGACAAAUUAUACUCACCAGAGGAUGACUGUGCGAAGUGUAAGAGCGAUUUAAAAAUGUGGAUUACCAUAAAGGCUUACCCAAUAUCAGAGGUUUCAAAGUGUUAUUGGUCUAUGCCUAAUAUUAAAGAAGAGAUAGCCCAUAUGUGGAAUGCUUUGUCCGAGGCAGAAACAGUUAGAAGAGUUGACGCUCCUUAUGCAAAAUCAAAUCAAAGUAAAAAUAGUGCAUCAGAUCCUCGGUCUGAUGAAAAGAGAAAUAGGUUAAAAAGACGAAUUAACCACUCUUUUAACCCAGAGUUAAUAUUAAGUCAUCCUUGGUGGUUACUGGUAUUAGAAACGCCUAUACCGAGGUAUAAGGAAGAGUUUAAUAAUUUUUCUAGGGCAUAUCUUUGUAAUGCCAUUUGGUGGGAAAUUACAAACCCUACUAUGUGCAUCUAA